This is a messenger RNA of Parnassius mnemosyne (clouded apollo), 2952 nucleotides long. The record is from the annotation of a GenBank genome assembly. Lineage: Eukaryota; Metazoa; Arthropoda; Insecta; Lepidoptera; Papilionidae.
AUGUAUACAGAUAUCGAUACAGAUAAUAAUGAUAGCUUUUUCUCAUGUUCGUCUUCUUCUAACAGCUUUUUAAGCCUGGACUCUGAGCCUUCCGUAGAUCUUAACCUGCAUGAUCGUAUUUCAACCCUUUUCUCUCAAUAUCCUGACAAUCUUAAUAUAGCUCACAUAAACGCACAAAGUAUUCCUUGCCAUUAUUCUGACCUUCUCGCAUCCUUUGACAGUACUCAUCUAGUUGCUCUUCUAAUUUCUGAGUCUUUUCUCAAGCCUUCCCUCCCUUCUAUCCAAUAUUCAUUACCUGGUUUCGUUCUUAUUCGUAACGAUAGGGUAGGCAAAGGUGGUGGAGGUGUUGCUAUCUAUUUACGUUCGGAAAUACCUUACAGGGUUAUUAGCGUAUCUCCAUCAACUUACUCGGAAUCUGCGGAACAUUUGUUCCUUGAAAUCACACUUUAUCAUACAAAAGUUUUCCUUGGAGUAUUGUAUAGUCCUAACCUUAAUAUCAAUUACUUUGAUACAUUAGAUACACUUCUUAAUAAUUUCUGUCCUGUAUAUAGCCAUGUAAUUUUGAUUGGGGAUUUCAACACAUGUAUAAUUAAAAAUGAUUUACGUACUUAUAAAUUGAAAUCUCUCAUGUCAUCUUAUAACCUAGAAAUCUUGCCUCUAUCUGCCACCCAUCACUUUCCCAAUUGUACUGCAUCUUUUCUAGAUCUGAUUAUUGUGUCGUCUUUAAAUAGUGUUGCUAACCACGGACAAAUAUGUGCCUCAUUUUCAUAUCACGAUCUCAUUUACUUAUCUUACCGUGUACGUCCCCCUAAGCGCAAGCCACAUUUUCGAUAUCUUAGAAGUUAUAAUGGUAUUAACUUGGAGACGUUGAGGAGCGAUGCUAGUUUAAUUGACUGGUCACCGGUUAUUGAAUGUUAUAACAUUGAGGACAAAGUGAUUAACUUCAAUUCUCUAAUUUUAGAUUUAUAUAAUCACCAUACACCAGUAAAACGUGUGAAAAUAAGGCACAACCCUGCACCGUGGAUCACAGCUGAUAUAAAAGACCUGAUGGCACGUAGAGAUAAAGCUAAAAGAAGGUAUAAGCGAUAUCCCCUUGAACGCAAUUUAAUCAGCUUUAAAAUACUACGAAAUCGCUGCAAUCGUUUGUGUAGAGAUGCUAAAAGGCGCUAUUUUCAUGAUACCCUCACAAGUUGCGAUACUGCAAAAGCAUGGAAUUUUCUGAGAUCUGUCGGUGUUGGAAAAUAUUCUGCUAGUGUGGGAAGUGAAAUUAACUUGGAUAGUCUCAACGAACAUUUUGCCAACCCUCCUGUAAUAGUUUCAUCAUUUACCAAAGCCAGAACCCUACUUGAAUUAUCCAAAUGCCCAAUACGUCAUUAUUCCUCAUUUAAUUUCACUUCUCUUACUGAAGAUGAUUCUAUGCGAUCCGUCCUUGCAAUUUCAUCUACUGCUAUGGGAAAUGAUAACAUCUGCUCUAAAAUAAUUACGUUGAUUCUUCCCUUUCUGCUCCCUAUUCUUACUCAUAUCUUUAAUUUCUCUUUAUCUUCUUGUUGCUUUCCGUCGUCAUGGAAGUUAGCUCAUAUUAUUCCUAUACCCAAAGUUUCAAAUCCUUCAUCUGCAACACAUUACCGCCCUAUUUCCAUUUUACCAUUUCUUUCAAAGGUACUUGAACAUAUUGUCCACACACAAUUGACCAAGUUUCUUAACCGUAACAAUAUCUUAAGUACUUUCCAAUCCGGUUUUAGGCCUGGUCACAGUACAACUACUGCUCUCCUCAAGGUAACGGAUGAUAUCCGGUGCGGUAUAGACCAAAAAUAUUUAACGGUACUCGUGCUGCUAGAUUUUAGUAGUGCCUUCAAUUCUAUUGAUUUUGAUAUACUUCUUAGCAUUCUUCAUUCUAUUAAUGUGUCUCCUUCAACUAUUCAAUGGUUUGAUUCCUACCUCCGUGGCCGCUCUCAGUGUAUUCGUAUCAAUGAAACUUUAUCCAAGUGGUGCAAUCUAGCCACGGGUGUACCUCAAGGUGGCGUCCUUUCUCCUUUACUCUUUUCUAUCUUUAUCAACUGUAUCACCCAGGUGAUAUCUUCAAACUUCCAUCUCUAUGCAGACGAUUUGCAGCUGUAUCGUCAUUUUCUAGUGACUGAAGCAAAUUCAGCAUUACUUGAAAUAAAUAACGAUCUAAAUAAAAUCGAUGAGUGGUCUAGCUCAUACGGACUUGUUAUAAACCCUAAAAAAUCACAAGCAAUGAUUAUAGGCACCAGGUUUACUCGUAAAUUACUUGACUUUUCUUCACUGCCAACUCUACAAAUUAAUGGUAUUCCACUAAGCAUUUCAGAAACGCUUAAGAAUCUGGGCAUCAUCAUGGAUUGCAAGUUGACAUGGAAUGCACAUAUCACAGAAAUUAGCAGAAAAAUAUAUUAUACUUUUCAUUCCUUAAAAUGCCUUCAACACUUUCUACCGUUAUCAACGAAGAUUUCUCUUGUCCAAACACUUAUUUUCCCGAUUCUUGACUAUGCUGAUGUCUGUUAUUUGGAUGCGACUGAGGAGCAAUUAAACAAACUUGAGCGCUUGCAAAACUUAUGUAUUCGUUAUAUUUUCGGACUAAAAAAGUAUGACCACGUCUCCUCCUAUCGCAAACAGCUCAAGUGGCUCCCAAUCCGACUUCGCAGGAAUACCCGAAUCCUAUGCCUCCUCUUUAACAUACUAUACAAUCCAACAUCACCACCCUAUCUUCGUGAUCGAUUCCACUUUGCACACUCCCCCGAUGCAGUUUGCAGAUCACAUUUAAAAACCCUCCUCAAUUUCCCUUCCUCUAAAACUAAGUCCUAUUCUCACUCUUUUACAGUACAUGCAGUUAGGUUAUGGAAUUCUCUUCCUGCUGCAAUUCGAGAGGCUCAAUCAGUGUCCGUGUUCAAAAGGCGAGUCAAAGAGCACUAUCUUUCUUUGUCGUCCCAAUGA